This is a messenger RNA of Anisakis simplex (herring worm), 435 nucleotides long. NCBI's taxonomy places the organism in Eukaryota, Metazoa, Nematoda, Chromadorea, Rhabditida, Anisakidae. The record is from the annotation of a GenBank genome assembly.
AUGUGUUUGCUGACGAUGUUGAGUGUGAAUGAAUGCAAUGCUGCGGGUGGCUUAGCCGGUCUGAAAGAGCUUACCAAUGAUAUGCCGUAUAUGGGUUUUGGCAAUCGAUGGGACACAUACCCACAGGCAGCCGAUGGAGGAGCCGGCUUCAUGAACAGCCCAUACUAUAGCGGUUAUAGCGGUAUAUACGGCUUAUACAAUCCUUAUGGUGGAUACGGUGGGUACGGUGGAUAUGGCGGAUAUGGCGGUCGGUACGGCUGGGGUUCGGGCAUGUACGGUGGCAGAGGAAUGUACGGAAGGGGAAUGUUCGCUAGAAGCUCGGGCUUGAUGCAGACCGAAGACAUUGCUUCACCGCGAGCCUCUUCAGCCGUUUCGUCAUCGUCCAAUGGCGGUGGUUUCUACAGGGGUCAUGGAAAUCCAUUCGUCAAUCACUGA